AUGAUUGAUUCCGUGAAAUCGAACUUGUGGCCACAGUUUCUCCUCAAAAGAGAUCAGAGAUUGCUUUGUGACGUUCCAAUGGCGAAUGACAAUACCAUACCAGAGGGAGACGCUGAAGAACGCUACUUUCACGGCUUUGAACGAUCUGACACAUUCGAAAGUCUUUGGUUUCGACUGGAAGUGCUAGAAAAAUGGAAUGAAUUGGCCAUCCGACCGUCCUCGUCGGACUGCCAUCCAGAUGAUAUGCCUUUGUUGGAACAAGAAGUGGACGAUCUGCAGGAACUGCAAAGACGGUGCUCCCUUGUUCGACAGGAAAUGAAUGAUAAUUUGCCUCCCGUGGAAUAUGUAUUGGACGAGUAUUUGAUACCAAAGCCAAGCCGUAUUCCAGAUGCCGGGCUAGGAUUAUUCUAUGAGCCGUCAUCUGCUAUACCUACGGAUCCAAUCCAACCAGGAACAACGUUAUGCUAUUACACUGGCCACUUGCAUAGCUUCAAGUCAUCUAGGGAACUGAAGGAUACAUCCUACUUGAUGAUGGUUCAUGACGGAGUCCUAGUCGAUCCAGGACCAGUCCAGAGGAUCAAGGCGCGUUACAUCAACGAUCCACUGAAUGAAGAGUUGACGAAUUGCAAAUAUGUUCUAGAUGGUUGCCGUUCAGCUAUCGUAUCCACGAAGAUUAUUGAAGCUGGUGACGAACUCUUUGCGGCAUAUGGUGACUUUUACUGGAAGGGGAAGUCGGAUGGAAGAACAUUGCCAUCUGAGUCCAAGCCGAACAACAUAGCUCGAUCGCAUUAG
Molecule: messenger RNA, 792 nt
Organism: Cylindrotheca closterium
Lineage: Eukaryota; Bacillariophyta; Bacillariophyceae; Bacillariales; Bacillariaceae
Source: the annotation of a GenBank genome assembly